GGAGGACACGUUGCUUUCGGCCCAAAGUGGCUCCAAGUGUAUCAGACACAUUUCCACUAUCGGUAUUGACGACGGCAGUGCAUAAAUCUUUAACAGCCGGAGAAUUCAAGUUAAAUUUUUUCCCCCAGGAUCAACAUCAUGUCAAGUCGCGAUGUCGUCAUUGUUUCCGCAGUGAGAACUCCCAUUGGAACAUUCGGCGGAUCUCUCUCAUCCCUAAAAGCCUCGGAUUUGGGCAGCAUUGUAAUAAAAGAGAGUCUGGAAAGAGCGAACUUGAAACCAUGUCACGUUUCAGAGGUCAUCCUGGGUCAGGUAUUGACGUCAGCCCAGGGGCAAAAUCCAGCUCGUCAAGCUGCGAUAAAAGCAGGACUUCCCAUAUCUGUUCCUGCGUACGUGAUCAAUAUGAUCUGUGGCUCAGGCCUGAAAGCAGUGGCGAAUGCAUAUCUCGCCAUAAAAUCUGGGGAGCAUGAGGUGGUAGUGGCUGGAGGACAAGAGAGUAUGAGUCAAGCACCUCAUGCCAUUAACAUGAGAAACGGUCUUAGAAUGGGAGAUGGAACCCUAGUUGACACGAUGAUACUGGAUGGAUUGACUGAUGCUUUCAGUGGAGUACACAUGGGGGUCACAGCGGAAAAUAUAGCCAAGAAAUUCGAGAUAGAUAGGAGAGAACAGGAUGAAUAUGCAGCGAAAUCUCAGCAACGAGCAGGUGCUGCUAUAGCUGCUGGUUAUUUCAAAAAGGAAAUAGUGCCAGUAACGAUUCCAUCGAGAAAAGAACCGAUUGUGGUAUCCACUGACGAAUUUCCAAAGCCUGCUACGACUGUAGAAACCCUUGGGAGGCUUCGAACAAUAUUUUCACAGACUGAAGGUACAGUCACAGCUGGCAACGCAUCAGGAAUAAAUGAUGGCGCAGCAGCACUCGUAUUGAUGUCAGCAGAAUCAGCUGCUGAUAAAGGAAUUCCGACAUUGGGAAAAAUUGUGGCCAUAGCCGAAACAGGAGUAGAGCCUGAUAUCAUGGGAAUGGGCCCUGUCUCGGCAGUCGAAUUAGUACUAAAGAAAGCAAAGUGGACGAAAGAUGAAGUCGACCUUUACGAGCUGAACGAAGCGUUUGCAUCUCAAUCUUUAGCAUGCCUCAAAGAAUUGGCAUUAAAUCAAGAGAAAGUGAAUGUAAAUGGUGGAGCCAUUGCAUUGGGUCAUCCCAUUGGUGCCUCAGGUGCGAGAAUCCUGGUGACACUUAUCUAUCUUCUAGAACGAACUGGCGGCAAAAAGGGAGUCGCCUCAUUAUGUAUCGGAGGGGGAAUGGGCAUUGCACUGGCCAUUGAGAGACAAUAACGAAAUUAUUAUGCCAUAAUUCAUUAGACCAUCGACAACGAGAUCGAAUGAUCUCGAUGAUUUCUGCGUUCAAAACAAAAGUCUCUAAAAAUCACCGACAGAAUUAUCUUUGCAUCCCUCAACUGUAUUAUUUAUUUUGUCCAGUGGUUUCAUUCUCCUUGUUGUUAUUCAUUUGACUGUUACACUUUUUAUGACUAGAAUUGCGACUGCAUUCAAUUUGAAUGAACGGAAUAUGACAUCAUUACAAAUAAUUGAUAUAAUGACCAAGAAAAGUUCUUUGACAUGGACAUUGUAUUAUUGCGUGAAUUAUCCAAUUACCUCAGGAAGUUUCCUCUUUUGUAUUGAAAUAACCAGUAUUG
Molecule: messenger RNA, 1682 nt
Organism: Fopius arisanus
Lineage: Eukaryota; Metazoa; Arthropoda; Insecta; Hymenoptera; Braconidae
Gene: Acat2
Product: Acetyl-CoA acetyltransferase 2
Exons: 7
Coding region: 139-1323 (394 amino acids)
Biological process (GO): fatty acid beta-oxidation
Cellular component (GO): mitochondrion
Molecular function (GO): acetyl-CoA C-acetyltransferase activity
Source: RefSeq, a predicted model, not a curated record